This is a messenger RNA of Leguminivora glycinivorella, 6312 nucleotides long. RefSeq lists its product as uncharacterized. The transcript is spliced from 56 exons. The coding region runs from base 486 to 5879 and encodes 1797 amino acids. The record is from RefSeq and is a predicted model, not a curated record. NCBI's taxonomy places the organism in Eukaryota, Metazoa, Arthropoda, Insecta, Lepidoptera, Tortricidae.
AGAUUGCGGUUUGGAUUGAUGAGAUACUAUCAGAAUCUGAUGAUCGAAUGUUAAUGAUGGACUACGAUGAGGACGAAGAAGUGGAAAGGAGCAUGAUGAUAGGAUCUGUGGGCUCCCCGUCGACCUCUGCAGCCGCGUCGGGUUCAGUUGUGGGAGCGGGAUCGUCUACCACGAUUGCUGAGCCGACCGGCUCUGCGGGGGCGUCGAGUCCACCACCUGCCGCGGCCCCAGGAGCCGCGAGUCCACCCCCGCCUGCCGAGGCCGCAGGGGCCGCAAGCCCACCCUCUGCACCCGCCGGGACUACAACCCCACCACCUACCGUGGACGCAGGGACCGGAAGUCCUCCUCCAGCACCUGCCCCAGGGGCUGCAAGUCCACCACCACCGCCAGCCGGCAGUGCGGAGCAAAAAUAAGACAUUCUGUUCCCGGGCAGAUGGUCUUCGGGCGGCGGCGGCGGCGACGAUUUUGCUGAUGAUUUUCUCAACAUGAUGGGCGAAACCAGUCUUCUAAGAGGACCCACACCUGCUUAUCUGAAGUUUGAAGGCGAAAUGCUGGAGGCGUUUAAUAUUUUAACGGACUCUAUGGAAAAGAAAGGAGAUAAUAAGCUUCUUUCUUAUGGGAAAUUCAACCAAACUUAUGGGGAAGGAGCUGACGAGUUGAAACAGACUCCCGAUUUUACUGCCACAGAAUUUAACACCACAUUAGCCGGGCAACUGAAUAAGGAUCUAGCGGCUUGCGCAGCGCCUACCACGCCGCCUAACAUCGCCCCCUUCAUGACAGAAAUGGUUGAUAUUUGCUCUAAUUUCUUGGCACAACACGCAGAAUUUAACAAGGACAAAGGGCCUGCCUUCAAAAUUUUAAUACAAGAAAUGAAAAAGAAGCCCAAAGAUGAGCUUUACAAGAAAGAAAAAAUUAACCGCACCUAUGGACAAGGGGCUGGAAUACUUGAGAAGUCUAGAGGAAUGGAAACGGACCAUGACGAUCCCAAUCUAUCUCAGGAGGUUCAUGCGAAGUUGACUGAUUUGGUGAAGGCGGCUACUCCUGAUGAGCUGAAAACGGAUAUGGCUGAAACAUUGGAUAUUUCUUCCAAAUAUCUUUCACAGAACGCUGUGGAUGAGGUGGAACGAGGACCUGCAUUUGACAUAUUGAUUAAGAAGCUGGAAGCUGAAGGGUCCCAGGAGUUCACACCACAAUACGAUGUCUUGAAAACCAAUUUCAUCGCUGCAUAUGUACUAAAAUCAGCGCCAGGGCUAUGCAGCAUCACCCCGGAUCCCGAAACCGCUCCAGUGUUCGUGAAGGCUUUGCACGCUGUAGCUGACAGCGCUUGCCCUCCUAAUUUGAAGCAGGAUAUGGAUGAGGUCAUCGGCCGAUGUGCAAACUAUUUGUCAGCCUUCAUUCGUGACAGAGAAAAGGCUUUACAGAUUGUUAUAAAUGCAAUGAAGAAGACUCCAACUAAAGACUUAGCUAAAAGGGGGACUUACACUAUGAACUACGGAUAUGGAGCCAUGGAAACCGAGACUGCGCCCACAAUUGUUCCAUAUCUUCCUAUAAAGGAUAUAGCGGAUGAGAUGAAAGUAAAGCUACACAAAGAAACGGAAACAGAAACACCUGCAAACUUAAAGGUUGCGGUGAAAAGUGCGGUAGCAGACGUAUCUAAGCAUCUAUCACAGGGUACAGCCAUACGAAGCCAGGCAGCCGGUCCCAGAUACGGGCUCAACCUGCUGUCGGCAGUCAUGAAAUCAGCCGGGGACAAGAAACUAUAUAAACAGAAAAAUUACACGGAAACCUACGCCGAUGGUGGAACAGAACUGCAAUACGCCGGUAAAUUAGAAGCAGAUCCAAAAGCUCAGGAUUUACAAAUCGAAAUCGACUCUGAGCUACACAAAGGAGUGCCCGUCAAAAUUGCCCCUACUAUUGCGGAUAGCAUGGGAACUACAAUGGAAGAUGCCUCAAAACAUCUGGCUAAGUCGGGAAUGGAAAAAGCUGAGGCUGUGGAGCACCUGAUAAAAGUGAUGAAAGAAGAAGGCGAUGCCACCUUGGGUACCCUCCAAGGCUACGAACAAAGUUAUAAAGAUGGUGCUCGAAGGAUUCAAAACGCAGACUCUUUAGCCAACGACAAAGUAGAUAAAGCGGCGUAUGAAACUGUACACGGAAAACUUAAAAACCUAGUUGAGAAAAAGCCUGCCGAGGUGGCUGCGAAAGCUAUGCCGAAGGUGGUCGACGAGGCUUCCCAAUUUCUAGCAGCACCACUCCCCGAAACUGAGGCCGACAAGCGAAAAGUUCUGGGAGACUUGAUGGCGAGGAAGGAAUCAGACAUACUAACGCAGGAGGGAGAUUAUAAACUGACGUUCACGCAGGGCGGAAAAGAAAUUCAAAAGGCUCCUGUUGGGGUAACUACGGCACAAGACCCAGGAAAGAAAAAGCAAAUUGAAGAUCAAAUCAGUACCGCCAUACCCAACAAGGAAUUGAAAGAUCUUCUUCACAACCCGGCUGAGGAGGGAGCAGCUUACUUGGCCGACGAAGUUAAAGGGAUAGGGGAGGCUAUGAAACACAUCCAAACUGGACUUAAUAGUGAAGGAAGCAAGAAUUUCUUGAACGUUGGAAAAUUUGACAAAUCUUAUGCUGGUGCUGGAGAUAUGUUGGGUAAGGCGCCAUCCUUUGGUGGAGAGAACCCCAACGGGAUGAUUCGCGACGUGGUACACGAUAAAAUAGACCACCUUGACAAGCAGACUGCGUCGGAUUUAGCCAAGAAACAUAUGAACAAGGCGGUUGACAAAGCAUCUGAUUACAUUUCUGACGUCGCUACCAAGGAAUGUGGUUUGAAUGCAUCGGAAAUCGCCGCGUGGAAAGCGUCAGGCGCGGGCGCUGGCGCUGGCGCCGCCACGGACGGUGCAGACAGAAGGGAUAGUGCUGACGACGAGGCAAGGCGCCGUGCCGCUGAAGCCGCGAGAAGGGCCAAGAAAAAGAGUGCCGGUGAUACCGAUGCCGACGAAAGGGAGCGACAGGCUGCCAUGGACAUCCUGCACAAGCAACUACAGAACAAGGGUGGCGAGACGUUCUACAAACAUUCUCACUCUGAACUCUCGCACAAGUCUGCUUCGGAUUGGUUGAAGAGUCCAUCUAGCGUGCACCAAUCGGUGAAGGAAUCUGGAGAUACGUCGCGCUUGGCUAACAAGUUCGAGCGAAAGCUAGACUCGCUCGUUAGCACCAGCACUCCGGACCAACUGAAGGAUACCAUGCAAGAUGUUGUCAUUGAAGCUUCUCAUGGUCUUGCCGAAUUUUUUGUUGCUGAGAGUUACAAGGCCCUUGUGAAGGAUGGACUUAUAUAUGAAAUGCAAAAACAUGGGAACAAUGCAUUGAUUGACAAGAGAAACAUAACUGAGACCAAUUUCUUUGCUGCACAGAGGUUGAAGAAAAUGGAAGGUUCUAUACCCACAGCGCCAGACGUGGAGCCAUCCCGAACCGUGGCUCACCUCUGCAGGAGACUGGAGGAAACCAUCAAAUGUCGCGCUAUGCCUCGCAAAUUAAUAGGCACUAUGAAACAACAUAUCCGAAAUACUGCUCACUAUUUGUCCGAUAUUGUGGCUACACCAGACCCGAGCAUUGAGGCCUACGUGGCACUUCUCAAAGAGAUGGACACGCAGGGCAGCGCUCUGCUCGUGGAGGGAUCUAUCCCCAAAACUUACAAAGAUUCCGCAGCAUACCUUCGAUUAUUGACAUCGUGUCAAGAUCAGAUCAAUCUCCCUAACUCGGGUUUGGAGGGCACUAUCUCAAGCAACCUCACCAGAAUCAUGAAUAACGUGCCUGAAAGAGGGUACACCAAAACUGACUUAGACGCUGUAAUUCGUGCACAAUCGAAGUUACUGGCGUCAUACAUUAUGCUGCAAGAAAAAAGAACGGCUCUGUUGAAGCAAGUGGUAGACCGGCUUGCCUCGGCGCCCGAGGGUCUGCUGCUGCGUCACGGCACCAUCCGCCAGUCCAACGGCGACGGAGCUCGCAUAUUAAAUGGAAAGAAUACCGAUCAACUAACUGUGACCGGUGCUGACCCCGUAGUGGAACGUAAAGUUCAAAUCAAGAUUGUUACGUUGAUGGAAGGAUUGGUGCCAGAUAACCAACAAAAAGAACUCAUGGAUGGUGUAAUUGCUGACGCUACUCGAUACCUUGCUGUUCAUCUCUUGCAACCACAUGUGAUCCAAGUGUGUAAGUGCAUGAAGAGCGUAUUCGUGCAGUGCGAGCUGUGGUGUGACGAAAUCUUCAGACGCAUGUCGCGUCCCUGCUGCACAUGCUCACGGCAGCUGGUGAUGGAUGCACUGUCAGAGCUAGCACCCGGCGAGCGACUCCAAUCGACUUCGGGAGAUCACGCUUUCGCGCCCGGCGUCGACAUCAGCGUCAGGCCGUGCUCACGUACCUGCACCCGCAGUUCAAUCUGCCCCGCACCCGCCCCCACCGAGGGCUGCCAGACCUCCUACAUGCUCUACUCCACCGAGUACAACCGCCAGCACCAGUUCCUCGACUCUCCUACCAAGCUGUCACGCUCGCCUGAAAUCAAAUCCGUCCAGCCUUCUAGCACCGCCAUCAGCUGCUUGUCACUUGAUGUGUCAAAUCAAUACUCUUCGUCUCCGUCUUCCGGAGAACGGAUAUUUGAAAUAAAACCAUCGAGCUCAUGCUUAAUACGCCAACCGACCCCGAACAAGAGCGAACUCGGAAUGUCUAAUUCCUUAUCUUAUCAUACACCCACAAAUCCUUCUAUCGACAAAUCUGGCGGUUAUAGCCCACCUGUUUCGUUACGUUUGCAGACAACUCUGUCAGUUGCAACACCAAUAUCGGAGGCAUUUAGACCGUCUGGCAGCAGAAGUCCGGAUUCUAAUGUUUCAGGCAUACCUGUGAUCUCAACGGAUCAAAUGGGCGACUGGCACGCUAUGAUGGUGAGCCUGACGUGGAACGUUCAAGCCUGGCGCAAGUGGAUUCAGGAGACCGUGGACCGCGCGCUGUCGUAUCAGGACAGCUGUUUGGCAGACACAGCAGAGUCGUGGAAUGCGUUUCGAAGAAAAAUAGCUACGGAGGCCCUGCAAUGGCGCCAGUACAAUAUUUUUAGUAGGCAGUUGAUUCUACGGCUGGCUCUUCGAUACCAGGAUAAAAAGAUUGUCUCUCCGACCAGAGGGACUGUAAAGAAUAAAAUUUACAUGGACUGUCAAAACGAAAUGUUGCAAGUUAUCGAUAUGUUCAGCAAAUGGACGCACUUUAUAUCUGUUAUAGUAAAGGAGACUGAUUCAUUACGGCCAUCGUCUUCUACUACAGACUCAGAGCGACAGGAUUUGCGAUGGAAUUACUUUAAAAGUAAAGUGGAGGAAUGUGCAGAAGAUUGGAAAAAUUACAAUACGCAAAUCAUUCAAUUAAAUUGGGAAAAUCAAUUCAUGGGACUCAUUCCAGAAUGGAUAUCCCUGUGGAAAUCGGGCGGGCCGGUGUGGGUGGUGAGCGCGUGCGGCGCCGUGCCGAGCGGCGCGGUGGCGGCGGGCGCGGCGGGCGAGGCCACGUGGGUGGCGCGCACCACGCACCGCGGCCGCGUGCUGCCCGCCGCGCUGCGCCCCUCCAAGCACUGCUGCGUGCUGUACGCGCAGGGCGCCGUGCACCACUACACCAAGUACCAGGUACUAUGCAACGCGGACGUGGAAUGGAUCCCGUGGCGCGCGGGCGCCACGGUCCCGACACGCGCGGUGGUAGUGGCACCGCGGGUGCUAGUGGGCCGCGUGCGCUACCGCGGGACCUUCCUCCUGGGCGCGGUCCCGGCGCCCGCCUACCGCUGCCACAUCGUCAUACUAGGCCGGCCCUUCGCCGUCAACACCUACGAACUGCUAGUCUUGACCGACCCCGAUACGUAAUGCAUCAAACUGGGGUCUCAGAAAUUUUAAGUGAGAUUUGAAAUUUUAAAGUUAGUCGCAGGCGACGUGCGAAAUUGGGAUUGGCGUUUAAAAGAUCGGAAAUUGGAAAAUCGGAGUACUUGGAACAUUUAGAUCGAACGAUUAGAAAAGAUGCGAUUUAUUUAUUCAUACAGAAUAAUUGCUAUUAGAAGUGACCAAUAUGAAAAAAGUGAAAUUUAUUGUGAACGUUUUGUGAUUGUUUUUGGUUUACUACGAGAUUUUUUCAGUGUGUAUUUUAUAAAUAAUUUUGCUCACAGCGAAAUUAGUUGUGAAUGUCCAGUGAGCGUUUUGUGAUUUGAUUUUUAUAAUUAUUUUCGAAAUAUAUACAAUUUUAUACGAAUAAUUAGUAUAUUCGUUCCAUUCUGCCACAUCCUCGGCCGUCCCUUCGCCGUCA